Aureobasidium uvarum is the source of this 1671-nucleotide messenger RNA. The record is from the annotation of a GenBank genome assembly. Lineage: Eukaryota; Fungi; Ascomycota; Dothideomycetes; Dothideales; Saccotheciaceae.
CCCACGGUCACCAAGGAGGAGUUACAUGCUGCUGCANAAGGAAGAGGCUUCUCCAUCCCGACCGGCAGUCAAGAUGAGACGGACUUUCUCUUACUGCAAAACAGCUUCGACGCUGUGGCCUCGACCGUAGCAGCUCUUCCCGACUAUAUCGAUCCAAGACUUGAGCCAACACCAGUAGAAGGUGGGGAGCGAAAAUGGAACAAACCAACCACUGAGGAGAAUCCUCUUAAUGCUUGGUCGCAUAAGGCAUCUUCUCCUACAAGCAGAGCGCUUGCCGGGAAGACUCUUGCCAUGAAGGAUAAUGUCAGUGUAUCUGGAGCACCCUUACGCUUGGGCACUGCUCCAGAGUUGUUCAAGGGCGGAAAACAUGCUAUCAGUGAAAUUGACGCCACAGUGGUCAAACGAAUCCUCGAAGCCUCUGGCACAAUCACUGGAACAGCAGUAUGCGAAAACUUCAGUCUGUUUCCUACCUCUGUUUCAGCAGAUAGUGGACCAGUCCACAAUGCAUGGGCCCAAGGCUAUAUGACUGGAGGCAGUAGCUCAGGCUGUGCCUCAUUGGUUUCGGCCAAGGACGUCAGAGACUGGAAGGAAAAGAACGGAUUGACCUUCAAGACGACCGCACUUGUAGAAGAGGGUGUGGAUAUGGCGAUCGGUGGAGACCAGGGAGGUUCUAUUCGUGCACCAGCAUCGUUUGGUGGAUUUUAUGGGCUCAAGCCUACAACAGGACUGGUUCCCUACACAGGCAUAGUGUCUAUUCUGCCAAUGAUCGACUCGGCAGGACCCAUGGCAAGAUCCAUUGAGGAUAUCGCACUGUUGCUUGGCGUCAUUGCAGGCUAUGAUGGCAUCGACCCUCGUCAGACUCCAGAAACGCCUCUUCGUCAGGCCGUACCCGAUUACACUGGGCUCAUUGCCGAGUGGCAGGCAGCCAAAAAGGAAGCCGGCGAAUGGACCGCAUCAGCUGCAGCAAAAGGGCUCCGGAUCGGCAUCCUCAAAGAAGCAUGGGAGAUCGCCGGCCUGAACACCGACGUGGCCGCGAUCGUCAGGGCUGCAGCGGAGAGAUUUGGUAAGCUCGGGGCGGAGGUCCACGAGGUGUCGGUGCCACUGCAUCUGCUAGGUCCGUCGAUUUGGACCGUUGCAGGUCGCGAGGCCAUUCCGCGAUUCUUCGAGAACAGGGCUUCUGACCUGCUUUCUCACNCCUUGCCAGGGCUGGAACCGAACCCCACUAAUCAAAUGUUUUACGACAAGUUGGUCUACAGGAACCCGGCUGUCAUCAAUGUUGUGCUCAACGCCGAGCACAUGGAGACUAAAUACGGACCUUCGCUUACACGCAAGGCUCACAUGCUUGUCCAUCAACUGCGUGCAGAGUAUGACAAGGUGUUUGAGAAUGUCGAUAUUCUGAUCACGCCGACAACGCCUACCGUGGCAAACAAGCACUGUAACUAUACUAGUGUCAUGGAGAUUGCACAAAAGGCUGUGGGUGUGACGCUGAAUACUGCACCAUUCAACUGUUCUGGGCACCCUGCGAUGUCAAUUCCAUGUGGUUGGUCAGAAACCAGCGAUGGCGAAGGCAAGCUUCCGGUCGGUAUGCAGCUCGUAGGCAAGAGAUGGCAUGAGAUGGACAUACUGAAGGCCGCAACUGCUUGGGAGAUCUUGGGCAAAGGACUGGAUUCU